Messenger RNA from Lodderomyces orthopsilosis Co 90-125, 807 nucleotides. RefSeq lists its product as uncharacterized. NCBI's taxonomy places the organism in Eukaryota, Fungi, Ascomycota, Pichiomycetes, Serinales, Debaryomycetaceae. The transcript has a single exon. The coding region runs from base 1 to 807 and encodes 268 amino acids. The record is from RefSeq and is a predicted model, not a curated record.
AUGCACAUGUUACAUAGAUCAAUACCAUCUUCAAUACUACUUAAAGUCAAAAUAUCACCCAAUAUAUUGCACAAAUCAUUUAGUACGUUCUCCCCCAGGCUCAUUCAAAACCCAUUCAAUGCCAAAUCCUUCAAAUCAAAUGACUCUAGUGUUGAAACCGACGAAUUAAUCAGUGAAAACAAUCCAUGGUCGCCUACUUUAGAAGAUGAUCCAAUAUACGUACAAGAAAGGCACAAGAUUACCAAAACAAAACUCCCCGAAUACUAUAGAUUAUCAUAUAGUCCCAUAUAUGAAGCACCAGCUGCUAAAUACGUAUCCAUAUUAAAAAGACUAACGCUAAGCUUUGGUGUGGUGGGAUUAUAUGGAUCGAAACUAAUUUAUGAAUCGACUCAAUUUGAUGAUUCGUUUGCAUAUACUUUGUUAGUUGGUACUAUAAUACCUAUUAUAUUAGUACAAUGGAAGACUAAAGAUUACGUUACUAGGAUAUUCAGAUUAUAUAACAAGGAGACUCCGCAAACUUUGGAUAACUUGGUCAAAGAUGAAAAUUUAAUUAUUGAAAAAUUAAAUUUUACUGGUGGAAAAACUUAUAAUGAGUUAUUGAGAAUUACUGAUAACAAGUCGUUAGUAAUAUCACCUGAGCAUAAGUUUUGGAAGCCUUAUACUACAUGGGAAGAAAAAAAUAAAGAAGACGGUUCGAAAAGAGAGUUUUACGUUGUAGAUGAUAUAGGAGGUAUCAAAAUGGAUAGAUUAUGGGGAAUUGUUGAAAAAAACAGUGGAGUCAACAAUGGAAGAUCGUUCUUUGAGUAA